This is a messenger RNA of Nannizzia gypsea CBS 118893, 2472 nucleotides long. RefSeq names its product E3 ubiquitin-protein ligase synoviolin-A. Gene Ontology annotation, cellular component: cytoplasm. The transcript has 2 exons. Lineage: Eukaryota; Fungi; Ascomycota; Eurotiomycetes; Onygenales; Arthrodermataceae. The record is from RefSeq and is a predicted model, not a curated record. Bases 1 to 2472 code for a protein of 823 amino acids.
AUGUCCGGUUACACUCUCUUCGGCCUCCAGAGACUAUUAUAUGGCUCACUACGGCAGAUUGAAACUGAACAACUGUAUGAGAGGGCAUGGUUUGCGGUGACCGAGACAUGUCUGGCCAUGACGAUAUUCCGGGGUGAGCUAGGAGCUUGGUUCAUGGUCAUGUUCGUCGCCUUGCUUGCGGGCAAGAUCUGGGGAUGGAUCGGCGAGGGUAGAGUAGAGGUUCUGGAACAACAACCACCGGCCAACCCACGAUUAUUCCACACGCGACUCGCCAUGUCAUUGAUCAUAUCGGUGCUGUUCAAUUCGCAGAUGCUCGAAUACGCCAUCAAAACGGUUCUGCGACAGGCUCGGCCAGAUAUGAUGGUAAUGUUUGGCUUUGAAUUUGCCGUUCUUACUAUUCGUUCUACUUCGACAAUGGCUAGGUAUACUCUUUCAUUGGCAGAGAUUUAUAUUACUCGGCAGCAGAAACAGGCCAAGUUAGCUGAACGCAGGGCAGAGAUCCGUGCAGAGAGGGAACAGAUCCUUCGUCAACAGGCUGCAUCCGGCCUUCCCACUCCUAAUGCAGAUAGCCUACCGAGUGAAGAUGAUAUAGAUGAAAUGGAGCUGGAUGUUUCAGGGUGGGAGGAGAAGGGUCGAUGGGUGUUCUACCUCGACCUUAUUACCGACUUUCUAAAACUGGUGGUAUAUCUCUCGUUCUUCGCAAUCCUGUUCAGAUUUUAUGGGCUCCCAAUUCAUAUUCUCAGAGAUGUCGUUCUGACGAUGAGGUCGUUUGCCAAACGUAUUAUUGACUUCAUCCGCUAUCGACACGCUACCCGUGAUAUGAAUCAACGGUAUCCCGAUGCAACUGCAGAGGAGAUCGCCAGGGAGGAUGUCUGUAUUAUAUGUCGUGAGGAGAUGCAGCCUUGGGUCCCUGCGCCAGCACCGAAUGACGGAGUGGCUGCUCCUGCUCGGCCAACCAGAGCUAUCCCGGAGAGGCUGCGAGCAAAAAAGCUCCCCUGUGGCCACCUACUUCAUUUCGCCUGUCUGCGAAGUUGGUUGGAGCGGCAGCAGAAUUGUCCUACCUGUCGACAGCCGGUCACUACUGAUACUAGGCCAUUUGCAGCGCGUGGUGCAGCUGCAGGAGGACAAAGGGGUGGGGACCAGCAACAAGGCGGAAACGAAGCAGGUGCCGCAGAUGGAGAGAACAGGCGCCGUAUGUGGUUUGUCAAUUUUGGUCCAGUCCGCAUCGGAUUUGGAGCAGGUCGUCGUGGUGACAUGCUACGGAAUAUUGAUAUGGGCCAGGGUGUCCACGGCCAAGCUGCACAGGCCCCGGCCGCAAAUCAAAACCAGAACCCCCCUGUUGGGGGACAAGCGCCACGGACAGGCUUUGGAUUUGGGAUUGACCGUCCGAUUGCUGGAAAUACCCCUGGUUCUACUACUGAAUUUAACCACCGGGAUGUGCAGCUGGUCAUCCAGCAGCUCGAGCAUCAAGUGAUCCAGGAGAUAAACAGCCUUACCAAUACUACAGAACAACUACAGGUCAUACGAGCUCUGCAUAAUGAACUGACACGGCUUCGCAGCGUGCAGGGCAGUGCCGGACCUAGCAACCAGAAUGCCACCAACCCUGGGUCCUCUAGGGCUCAGCCUAACUUUCAAUCACACCCUCUCACAGCCCGUACGAUUCCCCCGGGCGCGAACAAUUUGGCAACUGUAAGCCAGAGCCACAGCCAGCAGUAUACUGCUACAAACCCUCAUCUCACUGCAAUACCUUCGGGUGAUCCACGACUUCCCGAGGGAGUUUCUAUCCCACCAGGUUGGACUCUGGUGCCGCUGCAACGCACCCUACCGCUAAAUCCACCAACAGUCCCUCAAACUAACGCGGCAGCAAGCGCCAGUACAAACAUUCCAACCGCAACAUCGCCACCGUCAUCAUCUGCUCCUCCAUCGACCUCGACGGCCUCGUUUUUGAAUCACAAUCCCACCACAGCUACAACAACUUCGCCGACAGCAGUCCCGAGCCAGGAGAGCGGCAAUAACGGCAUACCAAGCGCCAGUUCCGCGAGCCCAUCGGAGUUCUUCAGGUCCGGCACUACACAACAGCGGUCUCCUCAACACGCUCCAACUAUACCUACUCCACAGGACACUACUACUCACAACACAGCUCCGUCUCCAUCGUCGCCAAGCACAUCACUGCAGCCAGAGCUCCACGACCUGUCUUCCCGUGGAGCGUCUCAGGCCCAGGGAGGGCCAGAGGAGAGCAGGUUACUAUUCAAUAACUCCUUGGCGCCUAGCUUCCCCGAACAGGGUGAACUUGACGGAGAAAGGGAGGAAAGCGAUGAAGACGAGAACGAAGACGAAAACAACGAGGAUGAAGAGGAUGAGGACAGUGGCAGUGAUGAUAAUGAUAGUGAAGCAGCUAGUAGUACGCACAGCUCUGCAUCUAAGCACAAGGGUCGAGCAGCCACUGUGGAAGACGAAGCGGAGGACGACUAG